AUGGGGGACCAGAAGCAGGAGCAGUGGAAUCCCCCUGUCAAGGACUCUCUGACCCAGGGCCAUGAGCAGGAGAUCAAUGAGUCUUCCAAUCUGAGUCCCAAGAAGGAAAAGAAUGGCCAGCUGGGAAGCUUCAAAAGGGCUUUCACAUGGAAGAAAAAACUGGACGUGACGUCUGGGGACCAAGCAGGGGAGGAGAAGAGGCCCAUCCAAAGGAGUUCACGCUCCCUCUUCGGCUCCUUUCGAAAGGUGCCAGAGGAAGAGACGGGCAGGUUGAAGCAGCAGUUAUCCUCUCAAACAGAGGUUCUCCAGGAGGAGUCUAAAACAGAUUCCCCCAGCAAGACCCUGCCGGUGAGAACAAAGGACCCUCCACAAGAGAAACAAAGAACCCCCUCCAAUCCCUGUUCUCCAACCCCGAGCCAGAGGAGCAGGAAGCCAAGCGUGGACUCUACAAACUCUCGUCCUGGAAAGGAAGAGGACACUCUGAGCAACUUGAAGAGGACUUUUUUAAGGAUGAGCAAGAGGGAAGGUACCACUGGGGGCCAGGCAGCAGAGGAGAGCAGCUUUCGCUCCCGCCUCCUCCGGUCUUUCAGGAAAAAUGAGGAGGAGGUGACCCACCGACCUCCAAGGCUACCAAAGGGAUCCCAGGGGUCCCCUAAAGAAGACACCCUGGAAAACACGACGGAAGUGGAGGAAGAAAAGCCAGUGUCAGACCUCAUCGCUGAACGGCAGCUGCUGAAAGCCUUUACCCAGCUCUGCCAACUGGAGGCCAGCCUCGUGGAGGACCAGCACUCGGGGAAGUUCAAGGACGACCCGACUGCCUACGCUCGCCAGGCCAUGGACAUCUGUGUUCAUUAUGAUGUGAUGGCAGCCGAGAUCAGGAACAUCGUGGGUGAGACCCUGAGCCAGCCCAGUGUGGACCCAGAGGUGCUGUCCUGCCUGGCACGGCUGAUUAAGGAGGAGGAGGGGGUUCAUUCGGAGGAUGCGCCCGACAGUGCCUUCCUGAGAGCUCCUCGGAAGUGGAGGCACCUGUGGGAGGAGGCAGUGAAGAAGAGUGCCUCAGACAGGGUGGGGAAGGUGGGCCAGGGUAUGAGUGAACCCACCCUGGCCAGCCUCCUCGCAGAGCUUGGCAGGGUGACCAAGCAGGACCUCGUGAAGAUCCGGCAGGAGGUGCAGCCCUGCUACCCGGAGGACUUCCUCGUGUGGAAGACCUAUGUGGAUGCUUUCCAUGGAGCUGUGUCUGCCCGGCUUCAGGAGCUCUUGCAGGACAUUCAAGGCUUCGAGCAACUCUAUGUAAUAAUGGAUUGGGUGGCCAAUGUUUACUGCAGCAAGGACUUCCUAGGCUCCCUGGACCUGGAACUACAUAUGACUACGAUGCCAAAGCUGCUGGCACCUGAGGUAUGGGAGAAGCUAGAAAGUGACUACACCAAGUUCCUGGAGACCAAGAUAAAGAGCUGCUUUGAUAGCAUUCUGAAGCUGGAGCUGGACCGGUGGUCAGAGAGGAAGAGCCCCGAACUGCUCCAGGAUCUCUACCACUCCCCCAUCUCCAUUGACAUUCAUAUGCUGGUUGGGGAGCAUGUGAACACAGCCCGGGCCAUCUCCUCGGACUUGGAGGCCACCACACUACAGAUCUUGGAGCAGUCAUUGAAUGAAUUCAUCCACAGGUUUGAGAGGAGAUUCCUGGACUCAGAUGUUGCAAAGGAGCAGACCCUCUUCCUGCCCUACCUCUGUGCCUACAUCAAUGCCUUCCAGGAGCUAAAGACCAAUUUACCUGCCAAGUUCCUAAGCAGCUUUAAGAAUGUGGGAACAAUCCUGUCUGGGGUGAUUAGCAGUUUCAAGAAGGAAAUGCUGGUUCAUUUGCAUCGAGAAACACAGAUUCUAUUCAAGGAUGUGGGCAGCAAGGCCUGGGUGACCACAGACAAGCUACAGCCAAUCAUGGAGAAGACUGUCACCUUUGCCCAGCUCCUGAAACACCUGGUUCAGCCCCACAACCAGGAAUGUCUCCAGGAAACCCACUGCUAUGUGGUUCGGGAAUAUGUGGCCCAUGUGCUAAGACCACGAGAACGACUUCGAGGAGCAGAUCGAAUAGCCAGCGCCCAAAAGAUGAGCCAGGAAUCCGAUGCCAUUGACUCUACCUUUCAAAGCCUGGGUUCAGAAGCCACUUGGCUGGGCUUGGCGAUCCCCUGCAUCUCGGAAAUCCUGGGUGAGACCUACAAAGAGGACAUUAAAAAACAUAUUGAAACCCUCAUCAGGGGUUACCCAGACAUCAGACAGGAACACGUGGCUGCCAUUCUAGCCCUUCGGAACUUGGGCCGAAGACGAAAUCAGCAACUCCUUCGUCAUGCCCAGGACCUGCUGAAGAAGACACCAAAGACUUUGCCAGGCCAGGAACUCUUUGGGGAGAUUGAUGUGCCCUCAUCUGUAGAAGUACUCCUCACCUGCAUUUAG
Molecule: messenger RNA, 2445 nt
Organism: Gracilinanus agilis (Agile Gracile Mouse Opossum)
Lineage: Eukaryota; Metazoa; Chordata; Mammalia; Didelphimorphia; Didelphidae
Gene: EXOC3L4
Product: exocyst complex component 3 like 4
Exons: 12
Coding region: 1-2445 (814 amino acids)
Biological process (GO): exocytosis; exocyst localization
Cellular component (GO): exocyst
Molecular function (GO): SNARE binding
Source: RefSeq, a predicted model, not a curated record